Molecule: messenger RNA, 786 nt
Organism: Schizophyllum commune H4-8
Lineage: Eukaryota; Fungi; Basidiomycota; Agaricomycetes; Agaricales; Schizophyllaceae
Exons: 4
Coding region: 1-786 (261 amino acids)
Source: RefSeq, a predicted model, not a curated record
AUGCAUAUUAUCCUCACUGGCGCGACCGGUACAGUUGGGCUCCCGGUACUGCGCCUCCUCCUGGCCGACCCGACGGUGACGCGGGUGACGGCGCUAUCGAGGAAAGCCUUCGAGGCACCUGACAAAGACGCCAACGGCAAGGCAAACGGGCAGCCGAAGGCGUCGUACGACCCGUCGAAGCUGGAGGUCAUCGUACAUACGGACUACGCGUCGUACCCUCCAGAGCUCCUCGAGCGACUGCGCGGGGCGCGUGCAGCGAUCUGGGCGCAGGGGAUCAGCCAGACGGAGGCGCCGAAGCCCGAAUACGAGCGCAUCACUAUCGACUAUCCCCUCGCCGCCGCACGCGCCUUUGCCGGUCUCGCAGGCGACGACCAGCCGUUCACCUUCGUCUACGUCUCUGGUCAGCUCGCGAUGACAUCCGAGCUCACCCCCGUCUACUUCGCCCGCAUCAAGGGCCGCGCCGAGCGCCUGCUCACCGAGCUCGCUUCUACCCAACCCUCCAAGCUGCGCGUCCUCCACGUCCGCCCCGGUAUUGUUGAGGUCCCCAAGCGGCAUAGGCCAGCGGCGCCUGGCGUGCGAAACGCGGAGAUCGUGCUGAGCCCGAUCUUUCGGUGGUUUGCGCCGGGGCUGCUGAGCCCGGUGGGCAUGGUGGCGGAGGUGUUGACCGACCUGGCGGUGAGGGCGGGGGAGGGAGGGAGGAAGGCGCCGGAGAGCGGGACGACAGUGACGAGUCCGCAGAUCAAGCGGUGGAAGACGGUGAGGGUGACAGUAGGGGUGGAGGCGUGA